Molecule: messenger RNA, 1272 nt
Organism: Arctia plantaginis
Lineage: Eukaryota; Metazoa; Arthropoda; Insecta; Lepidoptera; Erebidae
Source: the annotation of a GenBank genome assembly
AUGAUUUAUAUUGGAGCGGAUACAUUUGUAUUCUUAUUAGUUUUUCUAGAAAUAAAGUUUCUCGAUGCACAAGUUGCCGACAAAGGCGGUAAUCAAGGGGACGAAAUAACUUCAGUUGAUUCGAGGUUUUUCGACCGUGGGGGCCGUGGCCAUCCAAACUUGCGAAAACCAGGAAGAAACGGCUACCCACCGAGUAAUUAUCCUGGGAAUUCCUUCUUCCCUAAUGGCAAUCAGAAUGGUAAUAUGCAACGUCCUCAACCAGAUUUCGGUUGGCGUCCCGAUGGUCAGUACUCAAACCCAGGCAGACCGUAUCAAGAACCAGUUCGUUAUCCAGAAAGAUAUCCGGCUAAUCGUCCCGACAAUUAUCCCGAUAGUUACCCAGACUACCAAGGUGAUACGCGAUAUCCAAGCUCAAACAAUGUCAGGCCUGAUGACUAUGAUAGAAAUUUUAGACCUGGUUUUAAUAAUAUGCAUGAGAAUCCAAAUUAUCAACGGCCGCCUUAUGAUAAUAUUCCUGCGGAUAGAACAGAGUAUCCAGGUUACACGGAUAGACCCUAUUCGAAUGGAGGUAGACCUUUCCACCAAGACGAUUAUACCAAACCGCCAGGUACACCCGAAGAUUCAAGGCGCCCAGCUAGAUAUCCUUUACAUAAUGGAAGAUAUCCUCCACAAGACAUUCAAGGCAAUCCAAAUCAGAGACCAGACGGUUCAAGUUCUGACUUCAGGCCUGACUACCCAGAUGACAUAUUAAAUUCCCAUAUACAAUUUCCCGGAAAUAAUAUACGACCUAAUCAAUAUGCCCCGAACAAUAAUCAUCAGAGUAACUACCCCGAUAAUUCUAAUGGAAAUCAGUUUCCUUAUCAGGGUGACAUAAAUCAGGAUCAAGGAAAUUAUAGACCUGGAGCGAAUGAAGUUUUUCAGGGCAAUUUUAAUGGUUUGCCUCCAACUAGACCUCAACUGCCAAACAAUCGUCCGAUCGAUUCAAUUAAUGGCCCAAAUACUAAUGACUCGGCAGACAUUCCGGGAAAACCGGUAUUUGUGCCAUCAUCGAACUCACCGAUAGGACAAGUAAUGUUUGAUGGCAGUACAGAGACGCCUUCCCAGAAGCAGUGCGAACAAACGUGCCCGACAACCUCCGAAUAUAAUCGUGUUUGUGGUACAAAUAGUGUAACGUACGGAAAUCCAGGCAGGUUUGACUGUGCUCGUAAUUGUGGAGUGGCUGUAAGUGUACUUCGAAAGGGAACAUGCCCAAAUGAUAUUUUACUUCAUUGA